Messenger RNA from Mobula hypostoma (lesser devil ray), 5098 nucleotides. Its product is annotated as homer protein homolog 1-like. Bases 479 to 1546 code for a protein of 355 amino acids. The transcript is spliced from 9 exons. Gene Ontology annotation, biological process: G protein-coupled glutamate receptor signaling pathway; regulation of store-operated calcium entry. The record is from RefSeq and is a predicted model, not a curated record. Gene Ontology annotation, molecular function: G protein-coupled glutamate receptor binding. Lineage: Eukaryota; Metazoa; Chordata; Chondrichthyes; Myliobatiformes; Myliobatidae. Gene Ontology annotation, cellular component: plasma membrane; postsynaptic density; cytoplasm.
CGUUUAUUUAAAGGUCCGGUGCACGGAGGAUGGACGGGCAGAAGUACCGGCGUGUUAUGGAGUGAGUGGAACUGUAGUGGGGGGCUUGUUGACAAAGAGAUGGAAGGCUGCGCUGCCAACGCCGCCUGAGUGGAAUCUUGACCCGGAGAGCUCUUGCCGUCACUCCCCGCCUUUGCCUUUUCCAGCCCCCCGGCCGCAGUCGACGAUAUUCCCUCCUCACUCCCUCCUCCCUCCCCACCCCCCACCCCACCAUUCCCUCGUCCAUCUCCUCCUCCAGGAACUGAAACCGGAGAGAGACCUGGAGGACUUAUCGAGGUGGCCGUCGACUCCUUCGCUCUUCCUCUGCUGCGGGGAUGAAAUUAAUGAUGGUAAUGUCUUUCUGAGCGGACGGUCCCUGCAUCAUCUCCAUCGUUAACGCAAUAAACGAGAAACACUCUUUGCAAGCGGAGAAUCGGCGUGUCUUCAGCGGGAGGGAAAAAUGGGGGAACAGCCCAUUUUCAGCACACGAGCCCAUGUCUUCCAGAUUGAUCCCACUACAAAGAAGAACUGGGUUCCCACCAGCAAACAUGCUGUGACUGUGUCCUACUUCUAUGAUAGUACAAGAAAUGUCUAUAGAAUAAUCAGCCUUGAUGGGUCAAAGGCAAUAAUCAACAGCACAAUUACUCCAAACAUGACAUUUACAAAAACAUCUCAGAAAUUUGGUCAGUGGCCAGACAGCCGUGCAAACACAGUAUAUGGGCUAGGUUUUUCCUCGGAGCAUCAUCUGACAAAAUUUGCAGAGAAGUUCCAGGAAUUCAAAGAUGCAGCUCGAAUAGCAAAAGAGAAAAUGCAAGAGAAAAUGGAAUUAACCAGUACACCUUCUCAGGAGUCUGCUGGCGGUGACUUGCAGUCACCUCUGACACCAGAGAGUAUCAAUGGGACGGAUGAUGAAAGGUCUAUUCAAGAUGCAUCGCACGAGUCUGAUGCACGGGCUGAAAUUAACCAGAGUUCUCUGCCCUUCACUCACAGUACUACAAUAGGAAAGCACUGGGAGUCUGAACUGGCGACAUUAAAAUCCAACAAUGCUAAACUUACAGCAGCACUCCUGGAAUCUACUGCCAAUGUUAAACAAUGGAAGCAACAACUCACUGCUUACCAGGACGAGGCAGAGCGAUUACACAAAAGAGUUUCUGAACUUGAAUGUCUAAGUGGGCAGGCAAAUGUACUCAAGACACAUAAAACUGAAUUGAACAGAACAAUAGAAGAACUAGAGGCACAAAUGAAAGACAAAGAGGAGGAAAUUGAGCGGCUAAAGAAGGAUAUUGAAGGAGCUAGGGAACUGGAGACACAGAGGGACACGCUGUCACAACAGUUACAGGCAGUAGAAAGCCGCAAUCGAGAUCUAGUGGAGCAGCUGGCUGACUUUGAGCAACGUCUAGAGAAGAGUCAGAAUGAGCAAGGGGUCUUCCGCAAUAACUUAAAAACACUUCUAGAAAUUCUAGACGGGAAAAUAUUCGAACUAACAGAAUUACGAGAUAAUUUGGCAAAGUUGAUAGAAGGUAGCUAAAACAAGAACCUCUACAUCAGCAUUGUCAUCCAGAUACAGUACAUAGAAAUGCCAGAUUGAAAUCUUCCUUUCUUUCCAGUGGAAGGUGUUGGAAUACUGUAGGCUCCCUGUAGCAAUCUAUCAUGGCAUUAAAUGUGCUUUGCACUCUUUAUUUAGUGUUUUAAAUCCAUUACUUAAGGAGGAGCAAGUACACAAAGUCUAAUUAUAAAUGAACAUUUUCCCAUAUUAUUUCUCUUUGAUGAUCUUGUCAAGAAUUUUGUACAUUUAAUUUUUAAAGUUCCCAAUAUUUCAGGAGACUGCAUCAAAAUGUACUCUAGACGACUUGGAAGGGUUUAUGAUAUUAAAAAUUGAAGCCUUUUAAAUGCAAACAAAUGGAGGUUUUACUGAAUCAAGGAGACAGUAUCCCUUUCUCUAUGCAGUUAUGGAAAAACUGUCAGUGAUAACAUCCGUAUGCUCUUUGGAUCGUAACCAAGUUUAACUCAUUUUUGCUGUCACAUUACUAUAACAGUGAAAAAUGAUGCACUGAUAGAUGCAUUUAUUUAUAGGCUCCAAAGAAAUUCUUUAUAAGAAUUUUUCAAUUUAUUAAGAACACUAAUUAGUUCUUUAUGAAGGCUUAGAAAUGCUUGAAUGUGGUAUAUACUUUGAUUCUGAAAUGCACUUGUGCAAAAUUGAUAAAAGGGAUGAUGUCUCUUUAAAUUUAAUAAACAUGUAAGUUUGUUAUAUCUAUUGUUAUUUACAAAGCAUAUGCAUUGUGAUUUUUUCCAAAGUAGUGCUAAUACAUUAACUAUACAUUAAUCCAGAAGUAAAUUUAUCAAACUAUAACAUAUUGGGCAAACAUCAAUUUUUAAGAUGCGUACUGUAUAGCAAUAAUCAAUUGCCACUACAAGUUUAAAUAAGUAUGGGUUUUACUCAGUAUUGUUUUUUUUUAUUGUACAUUUAAGUAAUUUAUAGAUGUAUAAGCAAACCUAAAUAAUGGUUAAUUGGUUAUUUACCAUGGCAUAAUAGACGAUGCAUUUUGGUUAAGAUUUAUGAAGCUUCUUCUACCUUGAAAAAUAACAUGUAUUUUUUAAAAUGAAACACUUGUUUCCGCAUAGGUGCUGUAAAGGUCUGAAUUUUCAUUCAUUGAAGACCCCAAUAACUAGGUAACUUUAAAAAAAAAAGUGGAGGGGGUACAGGUUGUAAAUGAGAAAUCUAUCUACUGUAUAAGUUAUAAAAGCUAUAAUGGUUUAUGGUGUAUCUUUAUAGAUCUAAAGUAAUAUGGUGGUUGGAAUGCUACACAUUUUUAAAUGUUUAUCAAACUGUCUGAGAACAUGUACCUGUCUUUCUAUCACAACCUGUAAAAUACUGGAAAUAUUGACUAACAUUGCAAUAAUUGGCAGACCAGUUGAGACAACAUUGACAUGGUUUAUUUAAGAGGUGCCUCUGUUGCAGAUCGACUGUAACAGAAAAAGGAACCGUGACAAUGGCUACAUAACAAUUGGGUUGGGGAACCAUGAAGCCCAGUUGGUGAAUAGAAACAAAAAUGUAACCUUCAAAAUGUUGAACGCUGCUAGAAUAGUAGUCUAGAAUAGAUCUUGAUCGAGCCUGUUGAUAAGAUAUAUAUGACUUAAUUAACAAAUGAAUGUUUAUUUAAGAAAUGUUUAAAGGACUAUUGUACAGACUUCCUAACACUGCAGUAAAACAAUGUAAAAUAUUAUUUCUGAGAAUCAGUAUUUUCUCAGUCCCAAUUGUGGUUUGGCAUAGUUCAGCAAAGCUGUAGGUUUGGAACAGAAAAGAACAUUUCACACUUACUGGAGCCUGAUAGUUGCUAGUUGAGCACGAACUUCACGUAAAAAGAAAUAACUCCAUAGCAGUCGAAUCUCCUCCAGCAAAGGUAAGGAUCUGGGGAGAUGACCACCAAGAAUUUUUGGUUAUAAAGUGCCCUGCAGCAGAUUCAUGAAACAUCUUACUUCUGGAUCACCCAUGCAUUUUUUAAACAAAAGCAGUUGGGAACAAUGCCAGUUUCUGGCCUACAUACUGAUAUGAACAUUGUGCCCAGGUUAACAAAAGUAUUAUUGCUUUAUAUACAACUGGUCACGUGUAAACUUACCCUCACGGUUGAGAAAACAGAACAUUCACCUGCCCCUAAUGAGUCUUGGAUAAUUGUGUCAUCUUUCAUUUACUCAGUGGGGUCAGAUCUGUUUCUCAUGUUUUUAAAGUUUGUUGUUACACUGGGCUCAGGAAAUAUAAUAGAGACUUGACCCAAUACUGCAUGCUUGUGAAACAGGGGCUACUAAAUGUUGCAAGAAAUAGAUUGUACUCAGUUUUGUGGCAAGUUGAAUAAGAUUUGUUAAAAGAAAAUGAAACUGCAGCUUUAUAGUUCAUACUUUUGUCACUGCUUUAGAAAUGAAAUUAAUACUUUCAGUUGACUUUUAAAAUAUAACACCACUAGGAUUUUGUUUUUGAGAGUAACUUAUAUAAUAUUAAUUCUGAAAAGUCACUAAUUUGUUAAUUCCAGGAGGAAGGAAUCUCACUCAGUGCCAGCUGAUAUUGGUGACUUCGUAAAAACAUUAUCUAUUUUUGCUGAAUUGUUAUUGUGCUUUUUUUUUGGGGUGUUCUGAGAGGAGUAAUUUAAACACUGGUGUUAAAACCACAGACACCUGCAGUUUUAUAGUUCUUCAGUAAUCCAUUUGUACUAUUUUAAGCAACAUUCUGCAGAUACAGUAUAAGCUUACAUUUUGACGGGAGGUGAAAUUAACAUUAUUUUAUGACAUGAGUUACUUUUGAUUUUAAAAUGUCUUGGGCUGGUAGCAUCCUAUUACUUAAGGCUACCAAAUGUAACUACAGUUGCAUGUUGAAUGUUUGAUCUAAAUGGUGUUAUGCUUUGACAGUUCUACAUAAUGAUGGUUUUGAAUGGGAUAUGAGGACAGAGAUUAGAAGCACUUGAUUGACUUCUACCUUAAGCUUCAAGUCCACUACACUGGUAGAGGACACAUGGUUUCUGGUUGACAAGUGGGCACAAAUCUACUACAGUAUAUAGUACAGAGCUGUCCUGUUCCAAGCAUGUGGAGUAUGGUGGGUCAAUGCUCUAGGCUAUUCUGUUAUACCACUAUUUAGGUGUAACUGUACUGUCUCUCAAAAAUGUGGCCGGUCAACAGCUGUGCCAGAAUUGACUAACCCAGUGUCCUUUUUACAGAAACUGUCAGUGAUUCUUUUUUAUAUGUGAAUGUCUUUCCAAAUAUGGAGUCAUUGAUUUAUUGCAAUACUGUAAUAUUCUUAUGGUGUGUCUUAAGGUGGAUUUUAUUAUUUUAGAAUCCAUGUAAGCCCUUGUGCCAAAAGAACCUGUUUGUACUGUAUUAAAAACUGCAACAUUGCAGACUUCUAUUGCUGUUGGUUAAUUUAUAUUAAGACAAUAGUUACAUUUCUGUCAGUUUAAAAUGAAGUGUGAAGAAUCUAACACACAGAGAGCACAACAAAUACCUCAGUGUUUUACAACACCUCUGAAGGGACAUAUGGGUCAAGUAAAUUGGUGAGGUUUUUCAAUAAAAAGGUGAUUUUAAGGGGUAACGAGUC